UAUCGAAAAGGUACUAUAAUAACCAGUUUUGUUUAGUUGUAGUCAUUUUAUUUGUGAAGCAUUUGGUGUUUAAGCAUGUAUUUUAAGUUGUUUUUUGUUUUGUGUUUUUUUAAUGAGGCUUGUGAUGCUUUGAGAGAUGUAGGAUCCAGUAAAGUAGAUUUCAGGAAAAUUAUUUACUACGAUAAACUAGUAACAGAAUAUUCCCAGAUUGCUGACUCUUUUCAGUAUCCUAGCGAUGCCAGGGAGUACUUGCCAGAAAAUGACACAAUUCACGAUUUUGGUACCUAUGACUUCAUAAUAAUCGGAUCUGGAUCGACUGGAUCGGUGCUGGCAGGUCGCCUAUCCGAAGUGCGAAGAUUCAAAGUUCUUUUAUUGGAAGCCGGUGGAUUUGCCAACGAUUUCGUGAGGAUGCCUGGAAAUGCCGGAGCGGUUGUCCUUUUAAAUGAAUUUAAUUGGGGUUAUCGGUCGGUACCGCAGAAAUAUGCUUGUCAAGGCAUGUUGGAUAAAGUCUGUGCAUACCCCAGAGGCAAAGGCAUAGGAGGAACCUCACUAAUAAACGGCUUGGUUUACUCCAGAGGAACCGCAUCCAGUUACGACAAUUGGGCAGCCAACGGCAACCCUGGAUGGUCUUAUAAGGACGUACUGCCUUACUUUCUUAAAAUGGAAAACUUCUUUAAAAAUAUCCAGGAUGUACAAGUGGAUUAUGAAUACCAUGGAAAGGGUGGACCUGUUCAUUUCGAAUACUAUCCUACUAACAGAUAUACAACAAAGCUCUUUGUGAAUGCCCUCCAAGAAUUCGGGUAUCCCUCCAUAGAUUACAACGGAAGAAACACCUUUGGAGCAUCAAUUUCGCAAGCCGCAGUACAUAAAGGUCAGCGCUGGGAUGCUGGACGUGCUUACGUAGAACCAGCUUUACACAGAUCCAACUUGAUCGUCUCCAUCCACAGUUAUGUCACAAAAAUCCUUAUUAAUCCAUCUACUAAAACUGCUGAAGCAGUCCAGUUUACCAAACAUGGAAAACUCUAUGAAGCAAGGGCUUCCAAAGAAGUGAUAUUGUCAGCUGGUGCUGUUGCUUCUCCCCAUAUUUUGCAACUAAGUGGAGUGGGUCCAAGGGAACAUUUGGAGAAAGUGGGUAUUCCAGUGAUCCAGGAUUUGGAUGUAGGAAUAUUGAAUGAUCAGCCGGGGAUGUUUGGGAUGUACUUUUUGACUAAUUACUCAGAUCCCAGUGUGGUGAAGAGCCAGGUAGAGAAGAUUUCUGAGUAUCUUAGAGGGUUUGGAGCAUAUACUUCGACUGGGAGUGAAGGGGUGUUUUUUUCUGCCUUAGAAGAAGGUAGUGUGCAGCCAGAUUUAGAAAUCGAAAUGACGUACCUUUCCGGGGAUUAUUAUAAAACUACUUUCAAUUAUGACAAUGAGACUUGGAAUGCCAUUUGGAAUAACAGUGACGACGAGGCAAGCAGAUCGUUUACCCUUCAGACUAUUUUACUGUUUCCUGAUUCUAAGGGUAGUAUUAAGGUGAAGAGCAACGACCCUUUUAAUUAUCCCUUGAUUGACGUAAAUACACUCGCCGAGGAAAAGGACGUGGAAAAAUUAUAUCAAGGGAUACAGUUGACGUUAAAAUUAAUCGAAGCGAAGGCAUUUAAAGAGGUCGGGGCUAGAUUUAUAGAUCGACCCCUGUCUGCUUGUUCUCACCAUCAAUAUAAGUCGAAAGCGUAUUGGUAUUGCUAUAUUAGGCAUCUUACUAUUCCUGAUAAUCAUCAACAAGGAACAAACCGGAUGGGUCCAGAUCCUUCAAAGGGUGCCGUAGUCGAUUCCAACUGCCGGGUAUAUGGAAUUAAAAAAUUAAGGGUUGCAGACGCUAGCAUUUUUCCCUCAUACGUGGUAAACCACCCGAAUGGCCCAUGUAUGAUGUUAGGAGAAAAAUUAAGCGAUAUGAUCAAACGCGAAUAUAGGAAAAAAAAGUAUAAAAACGACAUUAGAGAACACCUAAGCAUAGUCGCAAGAAUGUCCCUAUUAUAUCUUAUUUUAUCUGUCUUGGCUUUAAGGGACGUAGCCUCCCAAAGCGUUGACGUAGACCAAAUUACUUAUUAUGAUAAUUUGGUCACAAAAUAUACCGACAUUGCUGACUCUUUUCAGUAUCCCACCGAUGCCAGGGAGUAUUUGCCCGAAAAUGACACAGUUUAUGAUUUUGGUACCUAUGACUUCAUAAUAAUCGGAUCUGGAUCGACUGGAUCGGUGCUGGCAGGCCGUCUAUCGGAAGUGCGGAGAUUCAAAGUUCUUUUAUUGGAAGCCGGCGGAUUUGCCAACGAUUUCGUGAGGAUGCCUGGAAAUGCCGGAGCGGUUACCCUUUUGACUGAAUUUAAUUGGGGUUACCGGUCGGUACCGCAGAAAUACGCUUGUCAAGGAAUGUUUGACAAAGUUUGUGCAUACCAUAGAGGUAAAGGCAUAGGAGGAUCCUCACUAAUCAACGGAUUGGUUUACUCCAGAGGGACCGCCGCCAGUUACGACAAUUGGGCAGCCAACGGUAGCCCUGGAUGGUCUUAUAGGGACGUACUGCCUUACUUCCGAAAAAUGGAAAACUUCUUCAGAAACAUCCGGGACGUUCAGGUGGACUAUGAAUACCAUGGAAGACGUGGACCUGUUAAUGUAGAAUACUAUCCCACUCACAGAUAUACUACAGAGCUCUUUGUGCAAGGCGCCCAAGAACUCGGGCAUCCCUCCAUAGAUUACAAUGGAAGAAGUCCCUUUGGAGCAUCGAUUGUACAAGCGGCAGUACAUAAGGGUCAACGUUGGGACGCUGGACGUGCUUACGUGGAACCGGCUUUACGUAGACGCAACUUGUUCGUCUCCACUCAUAGUUACGUGACAAAAAUCCUUAUUAACUCAAUUACUAAAACGGCUGAAGGGGUUCAGUUCACCAAAAAUGGAAAAAUCUAUGAAGCAAAAGCUUCCAAGGAAGUGAUAUUGUCAGCUGGUGCCAUUGCUUCCCCACAGAUUUUGCAACUAAGUGGAGUGGGUCCAAAGGAUCAUUUGGAGAAGGUCGGAAUUCCAGUGAUCCAGGAUUUGCAAGUGGGAACUUUAAAUGAACAGCCAGGAAUGUUUGGGAUGUACUUUAUGACCAAUUACUCGGAUCCCAGUGUGGCGAAGAGCCAGAGAGAGAAAGUUGCUGAGUAUGUUAGAGGUUUUGGAGCGUAUACUUCUACUGGGAGUGAAGGGGUGUUCUUUUCUGGCUUAGAAGAAAGAGUUCAGCAGCCAGAUUUGGAACUAGAAAUGACAUAUUUAACAGGAGAUUAUUAUAAAACCACUUUUAAUUAUGAUAACGAGACUUGGAAUGCCAUUUGGAAUAACACUGACGACGAUGGAAGCAGAUCGUUUACACUUCAGACCAUUUUACUGUUUCCUGAAUCCCUGGGUACUAUUAGGGUGAAGAGCAACGACCCUUUUGAAUAUCCUUUGAUAGACGUAAAUACACUUGCCGUAGAAAAGGACGUGGAAAAUUUGUAUCAAGGAAUACAGUUGGCGUUAAAAUUGGUCGAAACAAAACCGUUUAAAGAUGUUGAUACUAAAUUCAUAGAUCGACCCUUGCCUGCGUGUUCUCAAUAUGAAUACAAGUCAAAGGAUUAUUGGUAUUGCUAUAUUAGGCAUCUUACUAUUCCUGAUAACCAUCAACAAGGAACAAACCGUAUGGGUCCAGACCCUUCGAAAGGUGACGUAGUCGAUUCCAGAUGCCGGGUGUAUGGUAUUAAAAAAUUAAGGGUCGCAGACGCUAGCAUCUUUCCCUCAUUCGUGGCAAACCACCCUAAUGCCCCAUGUAUGAUGCUGGGAGAAAAAUUAAGCGAUAUGAUUAAGCGUGAAUAUUAAUUUAAAUAAAUUUAGUUUAGUGUUAA
Anthonomus grandis grandis is the source of this 3884-nucleotide messenger RNA. RefSeq lists its product as uncharacterized. Lineage: Eukaryota; Metazoa; Arthropoda; Insecta; Coleoptera; Curculionidae. The coding region runs from base 76 to 3858 and encodes 1260 amino acids. Gene Ontology annotation, molecular function: oxidoreductase activity, acting on CH-OH group of donors; flavin adenine dinucleotide binding. The transcript has 15 exons. The record is from RefSeq and is a predicted model, not a curated record.